GGAUUAGCAGAGAUGUGUGUUAGUGAAAGGGAAGUGAAAAAGGUGGUUGAUUCUGUAAAUUUGUGAGUUGUAAGUUAGCAUCCGUUUAGCUACAGUGAGGCGCGCUCCGUUGUCAUUGACCACCAGCUGUAAGUUAGCUGGCUGUUAGCUACCAGAGCUUAACCACGAUGAGCUUCUCACGGGAGAUAAAACAGCUGCAGAAAGCAAAGAGCAAAGCCCAGAACAGCAACAACCUGAAAGAGGAAGCCAACAUCUGUAAUCAGCUGGGAGAGCUGCUGUCCAGAAAUGGUGACUAUGAAGCUGCCAUUAGGGAGCACCAGCAGGAGUUGUCUCUCUCUGAGGUGUCAAAUGAUGUGAUUGGACGAGCUGUGGCCAAUCGAAAGAUUGGAGAGUGCUACGCAGAGAUGGGAAAUAUUGAAGCUGCUUUGAAACAUCAACACCGUCACCUGGACCUGGCUCGGUCUGUCAGAGAUCAUGCUGAGGAGCAGCGAGCGCUGGCCACUAUUGGUCGAACCUACCUCUUCCGUUAUGAAUCAGACCAAUCAAGGAACAGUUUAGAGCAAGCAGAGGAUACCUUUAUGAAGAGCCUCGCCAUUGUGAAUGAUCAUCUAGAAGGAACUGUGCCUGGGCGAGAGAUUAGUGAGAUGAAGGCUCGUCUCUUCCUCAAUCUCGGUCUGGUUUAUGAUCAUCUGGGGCAGCACAAGCGCUGCAGUGAAUUGAUCCGACGCAGUGUCUUUAUUGCUGAAAAGGGCCAACUGCUGGAGGAUCUCUACCGUGCAAACUUUAACCUCGGCAACAUCUGCUUUCGUAACGGUCAGCACUCUAAUGCUGUGCGCUGCCUGGAACAGGCCAAAGAGUGUGCCCGAAAGAUCAAAGACAAGUUCAGUGAGAGUGAGUGCUUCCACUGCAUCGGCAAGGUCCAGCUGUCUCUGGGUGAUUUCGUAGCAGCUAGACGAUCUCUGAAGAAAGCUCUCAUGUUGGGUUCCCAGCAGCCACUGGACCGGCAGGCAGUGAAGAAAGUGUUCAAAUAUGCUGACCAAGGCUGUAAAUUAGAGGAGGAGUUGGGGGAGGAUCAGGGCAAAAGACUCCCAUCCCAUCAGGCAGUGGGGCUGGCAGAACAGCUCGGGGACCUCUACUGUAAAGUCCUCUGCUACAAGAAAGCUUUGGAUGCAUAUCAAGCUCAGCUUACAGGUGCCAAGGCGUUGGGAAAGCCUGCCAGGGAGCUGGCUGUCAUCCAUGUGUCACUGGCUGCGACCUACACAGACUUGAGACAGCACAGCAAGGCGGUGGAGCACUACAGACAGGAGCUGGCUUUACGACAGGGCAGCCCUACUGAGGAAUGUAGCACUUGGCUGAACAUUGCAACAGCUCAGGAGGAGAGCGGCUGUGCCUUCGAGGAUAUAGACAACAGCUAUAGUACAGCGUUACGUUGCGCUCAGAAGUCUGGGCAGGCCAGACUACAGAAGCGUGUGCUGAGGCUUUGCUUGGCGGUUCAGAGACGAAACGGCUCAUCGGAUGCUGAUGACACUGAAGCAAGGCUGCAUGAGCUGUGUGCUUCAGAGGGCUGGAGUCCAGACAACAGCGAUGGUGAAGACGAUGAAGAAGAGGAGAUGGACAACAGUGAACCGCUGGAUGACAGUGAUGUUGUCCUUUCAGACUCGGAUGACGAUUUGGAGGGCUAUGACAAGAUGGUGUCAGGAAGGAGGAAGGCAGGAAGAUGGAACAAGAGGAAUGAGAAGGGUGAAACAUCUCUCCACAGAGCGUGUAUAGAUGGGAACUUGAAGCAGGUCCAGUACCUGGUGGAACAGGGUCACCCAGUGAAUCCCAGGGACUACUGUGGCUGGACUCCCCUGCAUGAGGCCUGCAACCACGGUCACCAAGAGAUUGUAGCCGUGCUACUGGAGCGAGGCGCUAACAUCAACGACCCUGGUGGUCCCUUAUGUGAAGGAGUGACUCCUCUCCAUGAUGCCCUUGCUUGCGGCAACUUUAAGGUGGCCAGACUCUUGUUGGAACGAGGGGCUUCUGUCACCCUACGCAACUCUAAGGGUGAUACCGCCAUGGACACCCUGCGUCAGUGGCAGCGGACGUACAGCAGAGAGCUGGACCAGGACACCAAGCAGGAGUGCACAGCAACAGAGAGACUCCUGAGGAAGGCGCUAGCAGGGGGAGUGCCUGCUGCUCCGGCCCCAGCUAAGCCGUUCGAUGCCCUGCAGGACAGCCAGCUGUUUGAUGCAGAGAACUCGGAGCCGCUGUCGUCCUCUGGAGGGGGCUGUUCCUCCAGCCAGGACUGGUCUCGGAGCAGCAGGAACUCUGAGGUGAACUCAGAACCUGCCAGCCACAAAAGGUGGCAGUGCAAUGGCUCAACACAGCGGCACAGAGCCAGAGGAACAGAGGCUGCUGUCCUGUAUGGGAAUAACAGCAGCUGCUCAGAGGACAGCGACUCUGACUGCCCGGUCAGUCCCCUCCGUCCCGUCCGCCCAAGACACAAUUUCCCAGCAGCCCCAAGUCAAAAGGACGUUCCCCCAAACAAGGAAGCCAGCUCAAUCCCCAACUCUGAUCGAGAGAGUAUCAGGGAGGCCCCUGCGCCGUCCGUCUUUGCACGAGAGGAGUACCACAGCGCCAUUCGAGGCUUGGGCAGCGCCAAAACUCGUCUCCAGGGUCUGUCGCAGCCCCAGUUCUCCAGCACACCUGCUGUCUCAUCCAGCAACAGAUCAGCUCUGGUUCCUGAGGAGGAGUAUCUGGCAGAUGAUUGGUUGGAGGACGAUUUGGGGGAAAUCCAGCCGAAGAAGAAGAGGAGGGUUGGGGUGGAACAGAAUGGGGUGCGAGGGGAACACACUGCUUUGUCUUCAGCAGCCAGAAGUCCAAACAGGCUGUCAAACUCUGAGACAUCCUGCAGAAGUUCUGCAGUUCCUUCCUCCUCCAGCAGGGGUCUCUCUCUGAAAAAGAACGGCUCACUGAAGCCUCACCAGGUCAAAAUGACUCAGAUGCCAGGAAUGGUCAGGCUGGGCAGACGAGAGGUCAACAGGUCACACAGCCCAACUGUUGAUGACGACAUCAGACCGGAGACACCGCCGCCCCCACAAAUACACAUGCAGCCUCCAACUCAAACACUGGCCGCUCCCAUCCCCACAUCACUGCCUCCACCAAUCAGAAUGAGGGUCAGAGUUCAGGAGGACGUUUUCCUCAUCCCAGUUCCACAAAGUGAGGCGGACUCCUGCACUGUGUCGUGGCUGUGUGAACAGGCAGCUCAGCGUUACUACCAGAAGUGUGGCCUCCUGCCUCGUCUCUCGCUGCAGAAGGAAGGUGCUCUGCUCUCCCCGCAGGACCUGCUGCUGGCUGUCCUGCACACCAAUGAGGAGGUCUUGGCUGAAGUGUCCUCCUGGGAUCUCCCUCCUCUCCCUGAGCGCUACAAGAAGGCCUGUCACAGCCUGGCAGUGGAUGAAAAUAAGCGUGUCACACGGCUGUGCGAGGCGCAGGACGGGAGUUCGUCUGUGUCGGUGUGUGGCCUCAGCUUGACCCCCUCGUCCCUCAACCCCCUCCUCCGUGCCCUAAAACUGCAGGCCAGCCUCACUGAGCUGCGUAUUUCCGGCAACCGUCUCCACGACAGCCUUCUCCCCGAACUGGUUGCCACAACAAUCACUAUGCCACGACUUCGGCUGCUGGACAUUUCUGCCAAUCACGUCACAGGGGAAGGACUCGAGAAGGCUGUAAAUGCUUUAAAGGGUCAGAGCCAUCCUGCAUUUCCGUGUCUGGAGGAGCUUGACCUCAGUAUGAAUCCGCUGGGUGACGGUGUAUCUGAGUCCCUGUCCUGUCUGCUGUCCUGCUGCCCUCUGUUAGCUAAGCUGUCUCUGCAGGCCUGUGGCCUCACUGCUCGUUUCCUUCAGCAGCAUCGUCUGCUGCUAGCCAGCGCUCUGACAGGCACGGGCCACUUGAAAUCAGUGUGUCUAUCCCACAAUGCACUUGGCUCCACUGGCUUUGAGCUGGUGCUGAAAACUCUGCCUCUGCAUAGUCUCACACACCUGGACCUGUCUGCUGUCCGCAGGGGGCCCACUGAUUACCCAGCACUGGAACACCUCUCCAAAGUCCUGUCACAGGAUGAGUGUUCACUGACUCAUCUGAGUCUGGCAGCAAACGAAUUAACGGACAGCAGUGUAGCCACCUUGGCCAGGUGCCUGCCUUCAUGUCCGACUCUGGUGAGUCUGAACUUAUCAGGAAACCCGUCUGUCACUUCAGAAGGACUUCACAGCAUCCUGAUCUCUCUUAGAGAAGCUUGUCGACCGCUGACCCUUCUAAACCUUCAAGGUUGUCAGGUGUCUGGCCCCUGGGACAGUGCAGGUCUGGAUGGUUUGUCAGAGCUGGUGAGGGAUCUCCGUCUUUGCUCUCAAGGACUCAACAAGCUGGAUCGGCAGGCCUUAAAGCAGAGCUGGGACAACAGUCAGUCACACGGACGCUUUCUCGACCGAAACGCCAAGUGCCUUCUCUCUGCUGCAGCCUCCUCAUGAGGAAGUGAAAAUGAAAGAUGAUGACAAAUCUGCAUUUCUUUCCUCUUCUCUUUAUCACUGACGCUGAUCCAUGUGAAAUCAGUAGCUAUCUUGUAUUUUAAAUAAAUCGUAAAGACACAACUUUGAUAAUAAGGGUGCUAUUCUUUUAAGGUUUUUGUUCAGAGGCUGAACACCUAAAUCUUCAAAAGAAACAAACUGCACAAAAAAUGUAGAGAAAUGGCCUCCACAGCCAUUCUGUGUAAAUAGCUUAUUUGGUUCAUGUUUUUUGUACGCCUUAUUUAUGUGUAUGUGUGAAAGUCUCAGUUGUGUAGAGACAGUUUAUGUUAGCAGUGUAUUUGUGUCAUGAGGCACAUUUGUCCUCGACCUUCUGAAUUAUUGUAUGAUUUGAUUUAAAAGAAACAAACAAUUAAAGUGACUCAUGAUGUGUUUGUC
Messenger RNA from Thunnus maccoyii (southern bluefin tuna), 4934 nucleotides. RefSeq names its product tonsoku-like, DNA repair protein (gene tonsl). Gene Ontology annotation, molecular function: protein binding. The transcript has 28 exons. The record is from RefSeq and is a predicted model, not a curated record. NCBI's taxonomy places the organism in Eukaryota, Metazoa, Chordata, Actinopteri, Scombriformes, Scombridae. The coding region runs from base 168 to 4502 and encodes 1444 amino acids.